UCGGCCCUGGAGGUGAUCACUGUGCUUCUCGACCACGUGCUUGCAGUUGUUUUCUCCCAGCCUCCGCUAGCUUGCUGCUGCCAAUGAUCGGUCCCAGCAGCGCAGCAUCCAGCCUUCACACCGGACGGUGAGUCGCUGAGUGAGGGAGCAGAGCCGCCGUUUCUCCGCUACGUUUCCAUCUUUUUUUCCCACUUUGUUUACAGUGUGAAGAGUGGCUCAGCGGAGACAUUUUGGGACUUUCGUUCUGGACAACAUUUUACAUCUCUCGAAUAACAAGUGGAAUUAAGCCUUUGGGGAGCACAGAGGAGGUUUGGGAGGAUGAACCCCCAGUGUGCCCGCUGUGGGAAGAUUGUCUACCCGACGGAGAAAGUCAGCUGCCUGGACAAGAACUGGCAUAAAGGAUGCUUCCACUGCGAGGUUUGUAAGAUGACCCUGAACAUGAAGAACUACAAAGGCUACGACAAGAAGCCCUACUGCAAUGCACAUUACCCCAAGACGUCGUUCACCACCGUGGCCGACACACCAGAGAACCUGAGACUGAGACAGCAGAGUGAGCUACAGAGCCAGCACGUGGAGAUGAAAACAAACGCCCAGGUGUGUCAGUGGAAGCUGCUCCGACUGCUUCCUGGAGACCAACAGGCCCAUCCUCCAUGA
Messenger RNA from Perca fluviatilis (European perch), 654 nucleotides. RefSeq names its product LIM zinc-binding domain-containing Nebulette-like. The coding region runs from base 319 to 654 and encodes 111 amino acids. The transcript has 6 exons. Lineage: Eukaryota; Metazoa; Chordata; Actinopteri; Perciformes; Percidae. The record is from RefSeq and is a predicted model, not a curated record. Gene Ontology annotation, cellular component: focal adhesion. Gene Ontology annotation, molecular function: actin filament binding.